AUGAAAAACGAGAUGGUGAAUGUAAAUGCUUGGUUAAACUACGUAAGUCUUUUGUUUAUUUUGGAAUUUAGGUAUAAAAAGAUGAGAAGAUGUUACGUUGUGUAAUAGAGAUGUUAAUUUAGAUAGGAAUUGAAAUUUUAGGGGUGGAGCGACUAUAAAUUGAGAUGGGAUCCAUUAGAAUAUGGGAAUAUUACUGAUCUUCGAUUUCCGGUCGAUAUGGUGUGGAAACCUGGUAUGUUUUUGAUGUGAAUUUUGUUUUAGGUAUUCUUCAUGAUGUUAUCUAUCAUUUUUACUCAUCCGUCACUAUCUCUAUUGCUAAAAAAGCGUUUUAUGCAUAAUAUUAUGUUACCCUUUAGAUGUGUUAUUGUAUAACAGUGUUGACACGACGUUUGACUCGACUUUUCCCUCAAAUGUGAUCGUGUCUCAUACUGGAGAUGUUGUAUGGAUACCACCGGGCAUUUUUAAGAUAUCAUGCAAGAUCAACAUACGAUUCUUUCCAUUCGACGAACAAAAAUGUAGUUUCAAGUUCGGUUCGUGGUCGUAUAGUGGAAAUAGGUUGGAUUUACAGCCUUCUGAAGGCGGCUUCGAUGUUAGCGAAUAUAUUGCAAAUGGCGAAUGGACUAUUAAAGGUAUGGAAAGGGAUGUAAUGUUACGAAUUGAGAAGAAUAUAAUGUUAAGAAUGACAUUUUUUUAAAAGAAGCAAAUAUUAAGGAUGGAGGGAUGAAUAACUUGAAAUUUAGAGACAAAAGUGUCCAGAAAUGAAAAAUAUUAUGAAUGUUGUCCAAACGAUCCAUAUCUUGAUCUCACUUUUUCUUUGGAGCUUCGUCGUCGAACUUUAUAUUAUGGUUUCAAUCUUAUCAUGCCUGGGAUGUUAACCACGACCAUGACUUUGCUCGGGUUUAGUUUGCCUCCUGAUGCUGGUGAAAAAAUUACUCUUCGUGGGUUUAUAUUGUUGUAUGGUUUUUGUUUGAGGUGCUCUGAGCCUUUAUUGUUUUGAAUUUGUAUUUGUUUUUUAUUUUUGUUACUUUUUCUAAGUCUUGAUGUUGUUAUAGGACUCUUUGUUGGGUCGGAGACCUUGUUGUGCUUAUAGAUUUAUCUUGUGUCGUGGAGCUUCUUUACAGUAAUCAAAACUCUUACAGAGAUCACAGUGAUGUUAUCCAUAUGUUUCUUCCUUACAAUGUUAUCAGAGAUGUCGCCUCCGACUUCUGAAGCUGUUCCCUUGCUAGGAGUGUUCUUCUCGAGCUGUUUGAUUGUGGUGACAUUAUCGACCAUGUUUACUGUUUAUGUGUUGAACUUACACUACAGUAAUUCUAAUGUCCAGAAAAUGGGACCAUUGGUAGGGAUGUUGAUAUUGUGGGUGUGUUAUGGUUGGAAGUAUGGAUGUUCUUCAUAUUGUUGGCUGUGGAGUAGGCAUUGUGAAUGUUUGUCUUGAUAUUAAGUUACUAUUUUGGGGUGGUCUUGCUGUUUAGAAGUUAGGUAUUGUUGUUCUUGCUGUAAAACUAGAUAUUGUGGAUGUUGUGGUAGCUGUAUUAGUGUGUUUUGCUUGUUUUAGGUAAAUGUUUUGGCUUUCUUUGGUCAAUUUAUUAAAAAUUUGCCAAACUAUAUUAUUGUAGACAAGAAAGCUCCUUCUAAAAUGGAUUCCAUACUUUUUGCGGAUGAAAAGGCCUGGGAUGGACCUUAGAUGGCGUGAUUUACCUCCUUUGUUUGGUGAUUCUAAAGAGAAGUCGACUAGUCAACUGAUUAGAAAUGUCAUUUCUAUUGAAAAAGGGUCAAGGUAAAGUUGUUUUGUAUUUUAAAGUUGUAAAAUGAGGUACUUUAAGUUAUGAAAUUAGAUAAUUUCUAUAUUUUAAUUUAAAUCCGCUGUUUCAACCAUUUUUUCAAUGCAUUAAUGAAAUGAUCAUAUUUUACAUCAUCGAAUAAACUUUUAGUGAAACUAUAGCUUCUGGCCAUCUUUUAAGGUCUCUAUCGUUGAAAAAUAAGGCAAGUAUAAGGUCAUCGUUCGAUGUUAUUGAUAACUUAUUGGGUAAUGGAGGAUCUGCUGUCACUGGAAAUAUGAUUCAGUGUUUGCAAGGGAUUCUGGAUGAUAUUACUGUAUGUUUAGGAACCUGUUUCUUUAAAGUUUUGGGCUUAAAAGUUUGGAACUUAUGAGUAGGGCUUAUACGUGAUAUAAGCACUACUCAUAAGGAUGUUACAGAUGCUAACAACUAAAAUAACAAAAGAAGAUGAAGACAAGAAAGAAGCACAGAACUGGAAGUUUGCUGCUUUAGUCGUGGACAAGUUGUGUUUCCAUCUAUUCACGUUUUUCAUAUUUGGAACGACCAUCGGGGUCAUGAUGGCAGCACCGUAUUUGGUGGCAUAA
Messenger RNA from Bursaphelenchus okinawaensis, 2359 nucleotides. Lineage: Eukaryota; Metazoa; Nematoda; Chromadorea; Rhabditida; Aphelenchoididae. The record is from the annotation of a GenBank genome assembly.